UUCCAGACUGAUGACGUGGUUCGGUGGUUGUUCACAGCAGCAGGAUGGCCGACCAGAGUAGGCAAAUUAAACUCGCUGCAGCUAAGAAAAAGCUAAAGGAGUUUCAGCAGAAGGGCUCCCCUGCCAGCCCUGGAGGGGAAAAAGCAGUUGUUGCAGGGGCAAAAAAGAAAAGAAAAGUUAAAGGAAAUCAACUUGAUCUAUCUUCUGAAGAAAGAAGCUCUCCUGAUCAUGUCAAUUUUGACAAUAUAUUGAAAUCUCUUAGUCAAAGCAAUGGACUAGUGCUCCCUCCAUUUGAACACAGCCAGACCUUUUCUGAUGUGGAGCCGUUGGCGCCCUCAGUUCUUCCUAUGCACGAGGACCCAAGUCCGGAGUCGGCUCAGAACUCAGCAGUGUCUAACCCCGCUAACACUAAUAAUACUAACACUGAGUUUGUCAGUCACAACAGUGAACUGCAGGAAUAUUCUGAUGCAAAUGGGAAUGGAGGUUUAUCAGAAGAACUGCGACCCUUGUCUUCUACUGAGAGUUUGCGCCAACUUUCACAGCAGCUCAAUGGCCUGGUAUCUGAGUCAUCCACUGCAUAUGUCAACGGAGAUGUUGCGCCUUCUGUUGGCGAAAGAGAACUGGAGAAUCGCAAUCAGGAGCUGGCAGCUGCUUUGGAGUCCAGCAACACCACAAACUCUCAGCUCAAUACCAAAGUGGAGCAGCUGACACAGCAGUCCCAGGAACUUUCUGAUCAGUUACAAAAGGACCGCAAAGAAUUUGAACAGAAGUUUGCAAAAGAGCAGUCAGCCAUGAGAGAGCAGUUACAGGUUCAUAUCCAGACAAUUGGUAUAUUAGUAUCAGAAAAAUCAGAACUGCAAACUGCCCUGCAGUAUACUCAACAAGCUGCACGCCAAAAAUCAGCUGAGGCAGAAGAAUUAAACAAUAGACUUCAAUCAACAAAGCAGAGAGUGUCCGAGUUGGAGAGGACCCUUUCCACUGUUUCAACGCAACAGAAAGUCUUGGAGAAGCAUAACAAAGAGCUUGAGAAGGAGAGGGACAACCUGAGAUUAGAAGUGUUAAGAAUCAAUAAUGUGAGUGAGGAAUCAAAGCAACAAAGCUCAGAGAUGUCUGAACAAAUUAAGCUCAUAACCCAGGAAAAUGCACGUAUGAAACUGGAGCUGGAGGAUCUUCAUAAGAGGCUUGAGCUUGCUGACCUGAUGUUGCAGCAGUGCUCCUCUCAGUCUGACCCAACCAGCUCAAAUCAACACCAGAUAAUAUUGGAAGAAAAACAGCAACUAGAAUCACAAACCCACCAGCUGAUGGAGUCUGUUUCGCAACUAAAGGCAGAAAGAGACCGUUAUGUGGAGCAAAUCCAGGAGGAGGGCCGUGUGUGGAAGGACAAAACAGAACAGCUUCUAACCCAAGUUGCCUUAGUGGCUGAGGAGAGAGACUUGAAUAUUAGCAGAGUUCAAGAACUGGAGGCAAGCGUGAAAGAGCUAAAAGAAUCUAUAGCAACAUUUUCCCAAGAAAAAGAGACUCCAAAUGAAGCAGAGCCACAGUCCACCGGUCCGUCAGAGAGUGAAGUGGCUCUUCAGCAGGCACUUAACAAUAUACAGCAACAGAAUGAAGCCUUAAGUGCACAAUACCAGACACAGUUGCGGGAUAAUGAGCAGCUGAGUCGCCUGUGUACGGAGCAGGAAGCCCGUCUGGAUGAGCUGGAGCGGCAGUUGCAGAGUCAGACUCAGGAGGCAGGGGACCGGCGGCGCAUGCUGGAGGAUGUUCAGUCUGACAAGGCCACGAUCAGCCGUGCACUCACCCAGAACCGCUCGCUCAAAGAUCAGCUGGCAGAGCUGCAAAAUGGCUUUGUCAAACUUACUAAUGAGAACAUGGAACUGACUACGGCCAUCCAGUCAGAGCAACAUGUCAAAAAGGAGUUGGCUCGAAGAAUGGGUGAAAUACAGGAGGAGCUGCACAAUGUGAAAGAGCAGUUAGAAGAAAAGGGUAAAGAGGUCCAAGGUCUGCUUGAGCAGAGGGAGCAGUUGGUUGUCCACCUGCAGCAGUACUCUGCUGGGUACCAGGCCAUGGCCUCAGAGCGAGAGCAGCUUCACCGUCAGUAUCUGCAGCAGUGCCAGAUCAUGGAUCGGCUCCAGCACGAGGAGAGCCAAGGCCGAGUGCAGCUGGAGCUCAGCCACAACCAGCUCAAAGAAGCACAGGACCACCUGGACAAACUGGUGAAGGACAAUGAACAGCUGAAAACUGAAGUGACAGAACUGCUCAACAGCUCAGCACUGGCCACUCCACCCAGAGUUCAAGGUGAUGGGAUUGAGCAUCAUGAACCAGAAGAAAGUGAACAAACGUCUUCCUCAAUAGUUAUUCCAGAGGAUUUUGAAAGCCAGAAAGAGAUGGAGGACUUUAUCCGUGGGACGUUGGCUCGGGUGGAGGCCGAGCGGGAUGAGGCUCGGAGGCGGCUGGAGGAGGAGCACAGACUGCACAUGGCGGCGCGGCAUCAGGCGUCUCUGGCCUUCAGCGUCGAACAUCACACUCACACAUCUGAUUCUCAGGAGGAACACAGCCACUGUCAACACAAUCACGACAACUCUGAAGGUGGGGUGCCAGUGGAGGUCCAUCAGGCUCUGCAAGCUGCAAUGGACAAACUUCAGCAGCGUUUCACUUCCCUGAUGCAGGAAAAGGCCGACUUGAAGGAGAGAGUGGAAGAGCUGGAGCACAGAUGCAUCCAGCUGUCAGGCGAGACCGACACGAUCGGAGAGUAUAUCGCCUUGUAUCAGAACCAACGCGCCAUCAUGAAGCAGAAGCACCAAGAAAAGGAGCAGUACAUCAGCAUGCUGGCCCAGGACAAGGAGGAGAUGAAGGCAAAGCUAGCAGAGCUACAGGAUCUGGUUAUGAGACUAGUAUCUGAAAGAAACGAGUGGUACAGCUGCUACAACAGCACCGUCGCAGGCAAAGUCAACCCUGAUCUACUCCCUCUUGGCCAAGACUACUUCCACUCAGAAGACCAUUCUCACACAGAGUUAAAUGCCGUCAGUGGAGAAGAAGCCAUGGAGGUCAUUCCUUUAUCAGAACCAGCCACAGCUGUCGAUGGUCCUUCGUCACAAACUCUUGCACCUGGGCCAUCGCAGACUGAACCUAAACCUUUAGUGCCAAAAGACGGAACAGCACAGCAGAUAAUGCAGCUGCUGCAGGAGAUCCAGAACCCCCAGGGAGUACCACGUGCGCCCCCUUUCUUGGGUGAAAAUCCUUGCAUCCCAUUCUUUUACAGGCCUGACGAACAAGAUGAAGUGAAGAUCCUGGUGGUGUGAGAUGUGCUUUAUGUGUCUGGUCUUGAACGUAACUUGAAGUUGGAGAGAUAUUACAGUACUGUCGACAAAAACAGAGGUUAAACAUAACUGCACAAAACUGUUCAGAGAUUUUUUCUUUGAAAGAUCAGUGAAAUUAUUUCUCAAGUUUUCUGGGAGGGAGUAGUCUUUCUUUCUGUUUAAGACAUUCUUUUUGUACAUUAGU
Molecule: messenger RNA, 3501 nt
Organism: Periophthalmus magnuspinnatus
Lineage: Eukaryota; Metazoa; Chordata; Actinopteri; Gobiiformes; Gobiidae
Gene: golga2
Product: golgin A2
Exons: 28
Coding region: 45-3299 (1084 amino acids)
Biological process (GO): Golgi organization
Cellular component (GO): Golgi apparatus; Golgi cis cisterna; cis-Golgi network
Molecular function (GO): protein binding
Source: RefSeq, a predicted model, not a curated record